GGAUGUCCGUCACUCGGCGGAACAGGCGGUAUCUAUAGUGUGGGGUGGAAUUGCUAACCGAGGCGUGAGCACUUUUAUAAUGUUUUGCUGAGCUGAGUCGUAAAUCUAUUUAUUGAAACCGAGACGCAAAGGAGGAACAGCUACGAUGCUGCGUGUGUGCUGGAAAGGUGCAAACACAGCGGCACGGAAAUGCCUGUGUGAAAAUGUGGCGGUCCAUCCCCGGCAACACUGUCGUCGUUAUACGUCAGCUGGACAAUCUGGGUCUGCUGCAGGUAAGAUUGUGGCUGCCAGUCUCCUGACCGUCGGUGGAGGCCUAGGUGGUACAAUCCUUUACGCCAAAUGGGACCCGAAAUUCAGAACAAACAUUGAAAAGAGCGUACCCUAUUCUGAUAUGCUGUUUGAAAUGAUUCUUGGUCCCCCUCCACCUCCAGUUGUCCCUUUGCCAAAGAAACCGGCAAAGUUUGAACCACUGCAGAUAUCGUCAGUGUCUGAAACUUCAAAAGAUUCAAAACAGCCAAAAGUAAAAGGCAGAGCUAAAGAAAAGCAGCCGGAGUCAGCGCCUGUGGAACCCAUCCCUGCUCAGCCUGUAGAGGAGACUCCUGCAAAGUCAUUACAGACCCUCGAGGAGGCCUCAGCUGAGGCGGCCCAUAUAAUUUCAGCCAUCAGUGAGGUGCCGUCUGUUCCCGCACCGGGCACCAGCCUCGACCCUACAUCAACUCCGACCAAGUCUGGGGCAGGUGAAGAAUGUCAUGAGUGUUCUCACCAUGAACCGGUACUGAAAGAGCGACCCAUGGAGGAAGUGGCUGCCCGCUUGGCUCAGCAAGACCAGGCUGAACAGGACACUCUGGCUGCUUUAUCAUUUGGACUGGAGGAGACCCUGGGAGCCUCGGCCAAGGUUACCCUACAUGCCAUUGGAGCCCAGGAAGCAGCACUCCUCUCCAUCAACGCCCACACACAGAGACUCCGAGAGGCCAUGGACUCAGAGGAUUCUCCAGAUAAGAAGUCAGCUCAGUGGAAAGAGCUGGAGGAUGCACUCAGUCAGCGCACACAUGCCGUGAACCAGGCUGGAGAGGCUGUACUCCAAGCCAAAGAACAGCUUGAGAAGCUCAGAGGAAAGAUCAACAAUGCUAAGGAAGCAAAGAUUGAUGCUGCCAGACCACAGAUUCUGGCUGCAGAGGAAAAUCUACACAGUAUGAUUGUGGAUCUGGACAAAGCUGUAACCAAAGUGCAGGCGGCUCAGUCUGAGGCAAAGAUUGUGUCUCAGUACAGUGAGCUGGUGAAGGAGGCCAAGGCUCAGUUCCAAAAAGAGCUUAGCAACAUUACACCUGAGGUCCAAGCAAACUGGAAGGGUCUCACAGGGAAGCUGAGUGCUGAUGAUCUGAAUUCACUGAUUGCCCAUGCUCAUCGCCGUAUUGACCAGCUAAACCGCGAACUGGCCGAGCAGCGAGUGCGUGAGCAGAUCCGUAUCGAAACCGCACUGGACCAGCAGAAGCAUGAGCACCAGAAAUCUGUGGAACAGGCUGUGGUCACUGCACUGGAACACCACCAUGAGGAGAUGAGACUCGAGCAGGAGAAGAAAGUGCAGGAAGUGCGGGAGGUGAUGGAGGCAGAAAUGAGAACUCAGCUGCGUAGGCAGGCAGCCGCACACACAGACCACCUGCGCGACGUGCUUAAAGUGCAGGAACAGGAGCUGCGGGAGGAGGCUCAGGAGAAUCUGACCAGUAAGAUAAUGGAGCAGGAGAUGCACUAUCGGCGUUUGGCCCAGGAGCAGAUAGACUCCUUCACUCUGGACAUGAACUCUGCCUACGCCAGGCUCAAGGGCAUAGAGGAGGCCAUUGACAGUCAUGUAACUGCUGAGGAAAAAGCACGUCAAGCUCAUCAACUGUGGUUAUCUGUGGAGGCUCUAAAUUAUGCAAUGAAGACUGCAGUGGCAGAUUCACCCUCUGAGCCUCUAGAAGGCGCUGUGCUCGCCAUCAAAGAGAGUUGUGCACAAGAUGAGUUUGCCCAGGUCUUGGCUUCAGCCCUACCCGAGGAGUCGAUAAAGCGUGGCAUUUACAGCGAGGCCUCACUGCGUGCUCGCUUUUAUGAAAUCCGUCGGCUAGUCCGACGCGUGGCACUAAUAGACGAGACGCGUAACAGUCUUUACCAGUACUUCCUGUCCUACUUGCAAUCCAUCCUGCUUUUUGAGAAGGAACAAGAGGUGCCACCCAGCAAGCUGGCACAAGAAAACCUCGACGCUUUCAAGCUGCUCGCCUACGCCACCUACAGUGUGGAGCGUGGUGACCUCGAGUUAGCUGCGAAGUUUGUCAACCAGCUGCAAGGCGAGGCACGACGUGUAGCUCAGGACUGGCUCAGAGAAGCCCGGCUCACUCUGGAGACCAAACAGGUAGUCAAUUUGUUGUCAGCAUACGCCAAUGCCGUAGGCUUAGGCACCACACAGGCUCCUUAAAUUACUCACACCCGAUUAAGAGUUAAAAUGAAUGAGGACUGCUGUCCAUCUGCUGCUAACAGCAAUCUGCCCUCCUAAGAUUAAUUUAUACGCCAGCCCAGGUUGGGUUGGUGUUAUUUGUUUUGGCUUUUUUUUUUAUUAUUGUUAAAAGCACUUUUGCAAGAAGGCUUUGUCCGGAAAUAAUGGCCUGUCACUCAACAUCUGUAUUCAUAAUCUCUCUAGGUACAUAACUACACAGCAUUACACUGUUUAAAUUUAGAGUGUGUGCGGCUGACACAUGGACCAUCGGGUGAGGAACACUGUCUGAACCAUGUUUGUUCACAAUUCAAAGUUUUAGGUUCAGUAUCCUAAUCGGUGAUUAGUCCAGGUUUUUGGAAAUGGUCAUAUGUCAUGCUAUGGUUAUGAAUCUGCCCCUCUGUACUGGAUGUUAAUAAAUCAAGGAUGUUGA
This is a messenger RNA of Hemibagrus wyckioides, 2897 nucleotides long. It is a transcript of the gene immt, whose product is annotated as inner membrane protein, mitochondrial (mitofilin). The transcript is spliced from 14 exons. Gene Ontology annotation, biological process: cristae formation. Bases 146 to 2449 code for a protein of 767 amino acids. Lineage: Eukaryota; Metazoa; Chordata; Actinopteri; Siluriformes; Bagridae. The record is from RefSeq and is a predicted model, not a curated record. Gene Ontology annotation, cellular component: MICOS complex.